CAAGCACGGCAUGCCAGAGCUAGUCAAACAAUUCUGCCAGUUAGCUCUAAGAGAGAAUUUGAAGUUAGCUGAGUAAUGGAGAAUAAAAAUGAAAAACCAAUGGUCUCUCUGUUUGAGGGCAUUUACUAUCUAUGGCAACAGUCUGCCCAAGAACUUGUCCCUAAGGACACCAAGUUCUUUCUGGGAAAGGUUGUGCACCAACAACAGAAUCUCAACAGAUUCCGAGGAGUCUCUGGUGGGUCUGUUGGGGUAAGGAAAGACAGGAGGCCGGCUUGGUUGCCUUGGUUUCCAUAUGCCCACACAUGGAGACGGUAACCUGGACACUGUGCACUGAUUGUGUGCUCACAAUGCAGACAGGCAGGUUAAAAGGCGGCACCUCUUCCUGCGGCCAUCACUUCUUGGAAGUGAGAUUGUGACGGACGAGGUAGGAUGAGGCUUUUCUCCAAUGCAUACUGUGAACUGUCGAUCUAGCUGCACAUUCGUUAGUCAAAUGAGACCAGUGAAUAAGAGAAUGUUUAAAUUUGCCUUCCUUUCAACAGGCACGCAAUGUGUGCAGCAGAGUCACAAAAGGAAAAUUCAACUGAGAAGAGCCAAGCGGAAGCAGAAAGUGGCAGAAGCUCACUGCCACCAGCACUGGCCACUCAGCCUGGGAGCCAGACAGACAUUUCUCUGAUGGAAGUGUCCAGCGUGAAACGGGGGAGGGCAAUCUUUGAGAAGAUGUCCUCAGGCAAUGGACAGACCACCAACACUGAAGGGGGUGGCUGCAAAGCUGUAGGAGGACUUCCAAAAGAGAGCCCUCCCAACACCGGCAAUACACUGAUGGAAUUCCAGGAGAAUGUCUCCUUGAAAGACAGAAUGGCUCUGUAUCAGGCUGCGGUGUCAAAGGCAGAGAACAGCAACCGCUUUGCCAAUACCUCAGAGGAAAUCAAGUCCUGCACUGUGCCUGGGGGCCUGGCUGCAGUGAUGAAACACUUUGAGAAUGGGCAGAUGACCCCUUCAAUGACCACCUUUGCUCACUCCCAGCACCAGCGCAAAGCUGCAGAGGAGACCUCGGCUACCACUCAGCUCCCACUAUCAAGCAGCACCAGGGAAGCUGAGUGCAGUGCAACUGCCACCAAAGAAGCCCCACUGGAAGCCUUUCAAACCCCAGAGUAAGCAAUGCAGCUAUGGACGUGGAGGUCCCAAAGACUUCCACAGAGGUUUGUGACCAUCAGAUGGAAAGGACAGCAGAGGACAGUGCUGUUCCCCUAGACACAGAGACUGCAACAUCUGUACAAGAUGGCAAGUUUCUCAGAUGCACAGAAACUCUCAACCUGAGGAAAAAUGAAGACAAGUGUCAAAAUGCUGAGGGCUAUCUGGACCAGACAAUUCCACUGGCACUGCCGAGGGAAGCACUGCGCCAGCCCAAAAGCACCAUGCCGUCUGCUCUUGCCAGAAUCAGAGCCAUGAAUGCAAUCAUCAAGAGCCAUGCACAUUCUGUAAGACGGCCACGUCACCUAGGAGCUGCUGGGCUGCCAGUUCAAAGUGUCUGUGAACAAGAAAACCCAGAGGUUCAAAGGGGUGACAUCCAUUCAGAGGAGAUGCUCCCUAAGCCUAGGGAGCCACAGAUGAGGGAGCCACUGAGACAACCCAAAAGCAGAAGCACUUGUGCGGCUUCCAGAAUUAAGGUCAUCAAUGACAUCCACAGGAACCUAAACCAUUCUCAAAGGUGUCCACACCAGGAAGGAGCUGCUUUUCUGGUGGAGGAUGUGCAAGGGUUCAAAACAACAGAAUCCAACCUAAAGAAUGAAGGCACAAGCGUCACAGUCUAUAUGUUGUGCAGUAAUGCACAGCAAGUUGACAAUAAAGAGAUGAAAUG
Cygnus olor (mute swan) is the source of this 1858-nucleotide messenger RNA. RefSeq names its product xin actin-binding repeat-containing protein 2-like. The record is from RefSeq and is a predicted model, not a curated record. The transcript has 7 exons. Gene Ontology annotation, molecular function: actin filament binding. Lineage: Eukaryota; Metazoa; Chordata; Aves; Anseriformes; Anatidae. Gene Ontology annotation, biological process: actin filament organization; actin cytoskeleton organization. Gene Ontology annotation, cellular component: stress fiber; focal adhesion. The coding region runs from base 547 to 1155 and encodes 202 amino acids.